Molecule: messenger RNA, 528 nt
Organism: Notodromas monacha
Lineage: Eukaryota; Metazoa; Arthropoda; Ostracoda; Podocopida; Cyprididae
Source: the annotation of a GenBank genome assembly
ACCGAAUCCAACCCUGUCAAGAUAAUUUUCGAUGCUGUGAUGAACGGUAUUCGGCCUUUCCCUGCUGAGGACACGGAUCUGGCGGAAAGAAGAGCCUCUUCGCACAAGCUUACGUUUAAUUACGAGUUGCUGAAGGAAAAACUCGUCAACGAAAGUCCCAUGAAUCGGGCUUUGUUGCUGCAAGCGAUACGAUGGUGUAUUACCAAGGACACCUGUGCCUGGUCCAGAGAGCAACACAUUUGCGAUCUGGUCGAGAAGGACUUUUUGUCGCUGUUGUCGCCGGUCUCGGAGAGAUCAGCUGUGUUCGAUUUUGGAUUCCUGCAAGUGCCUGUUUUCUUGGAGCAGAGUCAAUUGCGAAUUCUUUGCACGCUGGCUUCAUUUCCUGUUGGAGGAGUAUACCUCUCAUCGGUGGACUCUUUGGUUGCCCUUCUUGCGGAGAAACUGGCUUCCUACAAGCUGACAUCCAGAGAUGAUGGCGUCAUGCGUGACCUGCUCAUCGCCACUUGUCAUAAGCUGAGCAUUUGGUAA